Messenger RNA from Penaeus monodon (black tiger shrimp), 4397 nucleotides. Its product is annotated as pre-mRNA-processing factor 39-like. The record is from RefSeq and is a predicted model, not a curated record. Gene Ontology annotation, molecular function: protein binding. NCBI's taxonomy places the organism in Eukaryota, Metazoa, Arthropoda, Malacostraca, Decapoda, Penaeidae. Gene Ontology annotation, biological process: RNA processing; mRNA 5'-splice site recognition. Gene Ontology annotation, cellular component: U1 snRNP; U2-type prespliceosome; commitment complex.
AUGAACAGUGCCACGGCUGAGGCUGAGGCUGGGAUGUUCAGUCAAGUGGCAGCUAGGGCAUCCUGCCACGCUCUCACGCUGCUCGACUUCGAUAGGAGUCGAUGCCGGACGUGGAACGAGCAAGGUGCACGGGGGCCAGAGAGAGUUGCUCACGCGGAGAAAGCGGCAUGGUGCCAUAGAAUAAACCUACAUACACACGGCGCUUCUGUUUCAUGGAAAUCCCUCUCGUGCAAUGUAUAUCUCGUCUCCACUGAUUCUUCUACUUCUGGUGUAAGAAAAAACAUGGUUAUGUCGUAUAUUACACCCGUCUCUUACCUAAGUAGAUCCUCUGAUGCAAGAACUCAAGCCAAUAAGUUGGGUAAUACCACAGUGAGCAUCGCAUUUGCCGUCUCUUGCAUGGCUGUGCCAGGCUUGAGAAUUGUGGAAAGUCCUUUAAGUCACCGCCGCCAUCAAAACCCAUCAAGUUGGCGAGGAGGGCAGAUAGCCAAGUGCUCAUUCAUUCUUGAAUUGAUGUUGGGCCAACCAUAUCGAAAUAUUGCGAGAGCUCUCUGUAGCAUUUGGAAGAACGAACUUUACACCACAUUAAAUCUAAAUAAUAUAUUCAACUAUGGUUCACCUUCAUCUUGGAUCUUUGAUUCUCGGAAGCCUAUCUAUCACCUGCGAAGAGCUCUUUCGUUCUAUAAUGGAGAUAGGCCCAUCGUGGACUGCACCUGGUCCCUGUUCCACUUUUGGCGCCUCCUCUACACAGGGUUGUCUCGCUGCUGUUACCCUUCACAACCUCCCCCGGACAUGUUGCACACGAGCAGGGAGAGGAGGGUGCAAAGCGAGCAGGAAACGCGCGCGGCUCGUAUCCCCCGAGACGACGCCAUUUUCGCCUCGGACGUGGACGCGUCGCCCGCCGCCCUCUCUGCGCCGCCCUCGCCCAGCGUGGUGCAGGGGACGCGGCGGCGCCCUGGACCCCGGCCCCCCCCCGAGCCCCCUGGCUGCCCCACCGGCCAGGGGCAGGAGGGAGGCUCGGCCUGGCCUCUGUGGGCCUUGGCCGGCCAUCUGUGGGGCCAGUGGCUUGCUCUGCGGCCAGACGGUAGAGUCUUGCUCCUACACCUGGUGGCCGCCUCUGGCCUCGGCCCUCGUCCCGGCCAGACCCCUGCCCCUGCGCAGGACGUGCCUGUCGUUUGGCAAUCGACCCUUGCGCGCUCGGUUCAUUACCAUUGCCGUUGUUGUCCUGUGGUUGUGAAAGCACCACAAAGGCUUGCAAGGAAACCAUUGAUAGAGUCGAAUAAGAUGGAUAUGGAAGAUCACAGUAAUCUUGGUAUGCCCGACUCGGACAUGUUAAGUGACAUGAUCAGAGAGGAAAUACUGGAUGGUGAAGACUCGGAUCAGGUGCCUGAGGGCAUUCAGCCCGAAUCCUAUGAGAACAAUGAAGAACAAGAAGAGGAGGAGAUGAAAGAAACUGAUGAAGAAAACCUGCGCAAGCGCCCUCCUAGCGCAACUCCCAGUGACGAUGAACCCGCAUCAAAGAAACGCACCAAUGAAGUUGAUAAAUUGUGGAAGAAUGUGAAUGACAACCCAAAUGACUUCCAGGCCUGGACGUUGUUACUGCAGCAUAUUGAUCAGGUGGUCUGACAAGCUGUGGGAGGCAUACAUAAAUUGGGAGAGUGGUGGCAAGAGGUGGAAAAAUGUCACACAGCUGUAUGAAAGACUCCUAGCCACUCCAACAAGUAAAUACAUGCAGCACUGGCAAAAGUUCCAGGAGCAUGUGAAAAAGCACCUGCCAAGUGAAGUCGUUGGCGUGGAUGAAUUCCUCAGUUUGCGGCGGUCGGUCCUGACGGAGCUGAACCGCUCGGAUAUCGAGACUCCAGACGAAGCCCCCCCAGGCGUGGAGGCAGCCCCUGGCGAUGAGCAAGUGGGGACAAACGUGGAUGAAGAGACCAAAGCCCUACAGAAGAGUAUUAUAUCUGCACGUCAAAAGAUUCACGAGGCAAAUGUUGUAGAAGCUAAAGCAUUGUGGAGUUAUGAGGAUGCCAUCAAGAGGCCAUAUUUCCAUGUGAAGCCACUAGAGAAGAGCCAGUUGACAGCCUGGAGGAAUUACCUGGAUUAUGAGAUUAAGCAAGGAAAGGCAUCAAGAGUCAGAGUAUUGUUUGAGAGAUGCCUCAUAGCCUGUGCCUUGUACGAGGAGUUCUGGAUGAGGUACAUAAGGUAUCUGGAGGAAUCAGGAGCGCAAGAAAGUGAAGUCCGUGCAAUCUACCAAAGGGCUUGCCUCAUUCAUCUCCGGGACAAGUUUAGACCACAUCUUUCCUGGGCAGCAUUUGAAGAAGAGAAAGGUGAUGGAGACCGAGCCCUAGAGAUCCUGGAAGAUAUACAGACAAGAGUCCCUGGAAGUUUAGAAGCUUGGAUGCAAGCUGCUGGCGUUGAGCGUCGCAGGGGUAACAUGGAAGCUACAAAAGAAAUAUUUGAUCGCUGUCUUGCAAUCUGCCAAGAAAGGGAAGAUAAAAAUGCACACUCACAUGUAUCGCUCAAGUAUGCGAGGUUCCACACUUUGUUCUGUGGUGACACAGACAAAGGAGUUGAGAUCCUCAGAGAAGCUCAUGAAUAUAACAAGAAUAACAGCAAUGUGUUGCUAGCAUUGGUGGAUCAAGCUCUACUAUGCCAGCCUCCAAAAUUUGCUAUGGCAGCAGAAAUCCUGAAAGAGGGGCUUGAUUCGUGUCAGCAGCCUGGAACCAGACUCAUGUUUGCUCACAGAUACUUCCACUUCAUGUCUGAAUGUGGACAGGAGACAGACAGUGUGACCACUGGCCUGCGUGUUCUGAGGGAAGUUCAGAUGGAGGUGAGACAAAUGGAUGCAUGUGCGUCAGAAACAGAUACUGCAAGUAAUACCAGCAAGCAAGGAGAUGCAGCCAGUGGGGGUAUAUCUGUCAUUGAGUCACGGCGAGAGAAGAGAGGGAGCCAGGAGAAGACCAGUCCCAGCCCUGUCAAUGGCACAACAGGAACAGCACAGCAACAGCAGGCUGUCAACACAAAUUACCAAGGCUACCAGCAGGCAGGAUAUGGUGGCUACAACCAGGGCUAUGCUCAGGGCUAUGGAGCGUCACACUACCAAGGAUGGGGCUAUCCAGCUCAACAGGGUGGUUAUGGUUAUGGACAGCAGGGUUGGGGGGCCUAUGGAAGUUACUAUGGUCAGAGAUAAGAAUGAAAUCAUUCUUUUAAUUUUACUCCUUUUAAGUGAUUCACAGAUAUAAGUAAUCCUCCAUGUGUAAAGCAUGAUUGUAUAUUGGAAUGCUUUGUUAACAGGAUUUCCAAGUUGUCUAGGAGAUUGCAUCACUUUUUGUUGUAAGGUGAAUAAUGAUAAAGUUCUUGAUAUUCACUUAAGCCUUUCAGGAUUAGAUAUUUGUAUUGCGUCUCAUUAUGAUGAAAUUGGUUAACAUGUCUGGAAUGUACGAUGGAGUAUGUAUGUCUGGCAAUUUAGUAAUACUGUGGAUAAAUGUGAUUGCAAAAGUUUGUGUGCAUGAGACUAUACAAACCAGAGAAACUGUUAGAAACCUGAAAAUUACAAAUCCCAUCUUUAGCAUAUUUGACUAAGCUAUAAAGUACAGUUGCAUAGCACUAUAUAUAGGAAAUAUUCAGUGCAGAACUUGUUUAGAAACUUUUGUGAACUAAGUGAUGGGAAGUAAGGCUUUCAAUAUGUAGUGUUUGUUUCAGUGAUGGGUAAAAUAUAUAAGAAAGAGGCCUGGGUCUCCCAUUUUUAAAUUUUAAGAAAGUUUGCUUGUACACAAAAAAACUACUCUGGCACGAGAAAUUAAGAAUGUUUGCAUACAUAUUUUGUACAGAUUUUACUUUUUUGAAAGUUGACUAAUAAAGAAUAAGAAAUAUCUUUGAAAAUCAAGACUGGUAUUGUAAUUUGAAAAAUCCUUUUUUGUCUUUCUAGAAGAAUAUAUUUCAUUGAUAGAUGUUGUGUAUACCAGUUUGGUAUAAAGUUUCAAGUUAAAGGCUUUUAUACCUUAUUUUUACAGUAUGCUUCUUUUUACUUUGUUCUACAGCUAGUAGAGACCAAUGAAGUAAACAGUAAGAACAUUUAUGGUUCAGAAUAUUUUAUUUUCUCAUAAGGAUUCCCUUCUAAAGUGUAGAAAAUGACAGAAAUGAGUAAAUGAUAGAGCUGACAGUGAAUAUUUUUAUAGAUGCUGUAUAAAUUUGAAAAAGUAAUUAAAUUUACUAAAAUCCAUGUUCGUAAAACCAAAUAAGCUAAUUUCUUGUCUGUGUCCUAAGUUACUCUUACUUUUAUCACUUUGCAGUCGACAAUCAUAUCCAUGUAUGUCACGUAGGUGAACAGAUAUGCCAAACAGUCGUUUACUCAUUGAAAUGUUUUGAAACAUUUUGAGCCACUUAUUAAAUUGAAUUGUUUA